UUCAGAGUCAAUGUUCCUCACACACCUUCAACAAUGGAUAUUCAAGUUAGCUAUUUUGUUUCUUGUCUCUUCUCUCUCUUACUAGUUGCAGUAGUACUCUCCAUGAUCACUUUCUUGAAACACAAGAAAAGCUACAGCAAAACCAAGGAGGAGCUACCGCCAGGGCAGAUGGGACUCCCUUGGAUAGGCGAAACAAUGGAGUUCUAUAACGCCCAACGUAAGAACAAAUUAUUCGAGGAGUUUGUUCAGCCCCGUAUCAGAAAAUAUGGAAAUAUCUUCAAGACAAGGCUAAUGGGAUCACCAACAGUAGUGGUGAACGGAGCAGACGCUAAUCGGUUCUUCCUGUCGAAUGAGUUCAAGCUAGUGAUAAGCUCCUGGCCUUCUUCGUCAGUUGAGCUGAUGGGCAAGCAAUCCAUCAUGGAAAAGCACGGGGAGAGGCACCGCUGGCUUCGUGGGAUUAUCGGCACAAGUCUUGGCUAUGCAGGGCUUGAGCGUUUAGUGCCCAAAAUUUGCAAUUCUGUUCAGUUGCACCUAAAAACAGAGUGGCAUGGCAAAGAGAAGAUUAUAAGCCUUUACCGUUCCACAAAGAUUUUGAUGUUCACCGUAGUGUUUCAGUGCUUGCUGGGGAUCAAGGUGGAGCCGGGAAUGUUGGAGACUUUCGAGAGAGUUUUGGAAGGUGUUUUUGCUCCGCCAAUUAAGCUUCCUGGCUCCAAGUUUUCGAGAGCGAGGAAGGCAAGGCGGGAGAUAGAAAAGCUGUUGCUUAAGGCGGUGAGACAGAAGAGGAAGGAGAAGAUGAUGAUGGAAGAAGGUAGGUUUGAAUGGCAAGAAGACGAUGAUGGGACGUUGAUGUCAAGAUUAGUGGGUGGGAUGAUUGAAGGAAAGAUUAGCGAAGAGGAAGUUGUCGAUAACGCGGUGUUGCUGGCUUUUGCAGCUCAUGACACAACUUCUUAUGCCAUUGCCAUGACAUUCAGAAUGUUGGCUCACCACCCUCACUGCUAUUCACUACUUGUUCAAGAACAUGUUGAUAUAAUGAGCAAAAAAAUAGCGGGCUAGAAUUUGACAUUGGAAGACACGAAGAAGAUGAAGUAUACCUGGAAAGUAGCUCGUGAAAGCAUGCGGCUGUUCCCUCCCAUCUUUGGUUCUUUCAGGAAGGCAAUUGCAGACAUUGAAUAUGAAGGAUUCACCAUUCCCAGAGGAUGGAAGUUGUUGUGGACAACAUAUGGAACCCAUUACAAUGGCGAUUAUUUUGACGAUCCGGUGAGUUUCAGUCCAAGUAGAUUUGAGGAGGCGAUACCAGCAUACGUAUAUGUUCCCUUCGGAGGAGGGCCGAGAGUGUGCGCAGGGUACCAACUGGCAAAGUUGAAUAUCCUCGUCUUUCUUCAUUUUAUUGUAACUCAAUACGAUUGGUCUUUGCUCUAUCCAGAUGAGCCAAUAACGGUCGACCCUCUUCCUCUUCCUUCGCGUGGAAUGCCCAUCAAAGUCUCUCCUAAAAACCUCUUAUAAACCAACUUGUAAACCUUGAGUAUUUAAUGUUCUAGCUCGAUUCCUUUGAUUUUGUUUUGGAACACAAGUCGAGCUCGAGUUUGUUAUCGAACUACAUAAUCUCUCCAAUCUCGGUUCAUUUAUUUUUCGAACCAACUUGAACUUGUUCACAAGUUGCUCGCUCAAUUAACGUAUUCAUCUCUUAUACAUACAAGGUUUCCACU
Molecule: messenger RNA, 1706 nt
Organism: Alnus glutinosa
Lineage: Eukaryota; Viridiplantae; Streptophyta; Magnoliopsida; Fagales; Betulaceae
Product: taxadiene 5-alpha hydroxylase
Exons: 3
Coding region: 34-1053 (339 amino acids)
Biological process (GO): sterol metabolic process
Molecular function (GO): iron ion binding; heme binding; oxidoreductase activity, acting on paired donors, with incorporation or reduction of molecular oxygen
Source: RefSeq, a predicted model, not a curated record